Molecule: messenger RNA, 1274 nt
Organism: Cavia porcellus (domestic guinea pig)
Lineage: Eukaryota; Metazoa; Chordata; Mammalia; Rodentia; Caviidae
Gene: Gins4
Product: GINS complex subunit 4
Exons: 8
Coding region: 388-1059 (223 amino acids)
Biological process (GO): double-strand break repair via break-induced replication; DNA-templated DNA replication
Cellular component (GO): GINS complex
Source: RefSeq, a predicted model, not a curated record
CGCAAAGUUUGCGAGAGGAGCGCGGGAGAGAAGCGCCGCGCGGCCCAGCGGGAGUGGCGUGGCUCGCGCCAGGGUCGUUCCGCUGCAGGCUGCCGUCCGUCCGCGGUGCUCCUCGGAGACAGUGGGCCGCCUCCUGCCUCGGGGGAGCGGGCGUGGGCGCGGCGGCAGGUCGCGGCUUGGGCUGUCCGUGGGGCCGCCGCGCUCCUGACGGAGUGGAGUGGCCGCCGAGGUGAGCGGGAACGGAGCAAGCGCUGUGCGGUGUGCUGGUGGCGCAGCCUUCGGGCGGCCUCGGAGAAACAGAUCCGACCGCGCCCGGAGGACGGCCAGAACCCUGGAAGUCAGCCCGUGGGUCUCGGACCGCGGCCGCCGGUCCUGGGACCCAAGACGAUGACGGAGGAGCUGGACCUCGCGGGACAGGACUCUGAUGGGGGCAGCGAAGAAGUGGUCCUGACGCCGGCGGAGCUCAUCGAGAGGCUGGAGCAGGCCUGGAUGAAUGAGAAAUUUGCCCCUGAGCUGCUAGAAAGCAAGCCUGAAAUUGUAGAAUGUGUCAUGGAACAACUUGAUCAUAUGGAAGAAAAUCUCAGAAGAGCCAAGAAGGAAGACCUGAAGGUCAGUAUCCAUCGAAUGGAGAUGGAGAGGAUCCGCUAUGUCCUCAGCAGCUACUUGCGAUGUCGACUCAUGAAGAUAGAGAAGUUUUUCCCUCAUGUUCUGGAGAAGGAGAAGACCCGCCACGAAGGGGAACCUUCCAGCCUCUCUCCAGAAGAGUUCACCUUCGCCAAGGAGUACAUGGCUCACACCGAGACCUACCUGAAGAACGUGGCCUUGAAGCACAUGCCUCCUAACUUACAGAAGGUGGACCUCCUGAAGGCCGUUCCCAAGCCAGAUCUCGACUCAUACGUGUUUUUAAGAGUGAAAGAGCGACAGGAAAACAUACUGGUAGAACCCGAGGCAGAUGAGCAAAAGGACUACGUGAUUGACUUGGAGGAGGGCUCGCAGCACCUGAUCCGGUACAGAACCGUUGCCCCUCUCGUUGCUUUGGGAGCAGUGCAGCUGAUUUGAAGCUAACCGUGAACAAGCGUGAGGAUCCUUCCUCUUCGUGGGGCCUACGAGCAGUAACAGCCGUGCUCCAGACAGCGGGCGCUCAGCGUGCUUUGCAUGACCAGGAUGCAGGAAAGGAGCCGCGCGGCUGCUGACCUGCUGUGAACACUUCCUGCCGCCUUGCCCAUUGCUCUGUCCAUGCUGCACUCCAGGCAAAUAAAGAUUCUUGUUCUACA